Molecule: messenger RNA, 3487 nt
Organism: Budorcas taxicolor (takin)
Lineage: Eukaryota; Metazoa; Chordata; Mammalia; Artiodactyla; Bovidae
Gene: SULF2
Product: sulfatase 2
Exons: 21
Coding region: 124-2721 (865 amino acids)
Cellular component (GO): endoplasmic reticulum; Golgi apparatus; plasma membrane
Molecular function (GO): calcium ion binding; glycosaminoglycan binding; N-acetylglucosamine-6-sulfatase activity
Source: RefSeq, a predicted model, not a curated record
CCCGCGCCGGGUGAGGCCGCCGGGGCCGUGCGCGCUGGUCCGUGAGUAGAGGGAAGAGAAACAAACCCACAGCUCCAGACUCCUGCAUCGCUCCAGAAGCAAGGGGAUCCGCGGAAACGUGACAUGGCUCCCGCCGGCGUCCUGCUUUGCUUGCUGUCUGCAGUGGUGUUCUCUCUACUGGACGGAAGUGCGGCCUUCCUGUCCCACCACCGCCUGAAAGGCAGGUUUCAGAGGGAUCGCAGAAACAUUCGUCCCAACAUCAUCCUGGUGCUGACAGACGACCAGGACGUGGAGCUCGGUUCCAUGCAGGUGAUGAACAAGACGCGGCGCAUCAUGGAGCAGGGCGGGGCGCACUUCAUCAAUGCCUUCGUGACCACGCCCAUGUGCUGCCCCUCGCGCUCCUCCAUCCUCACCGGGAAGUACGUUCACAACCACAACACCUACACCAACAAUGAAAACUGCUCCUCGCCCUCCUGGCAGGCACAGCAUGAGAGCCGCACCUUUGCCGUGUAUCUCAACAGCACGGGCUACCGGACAGCUUUCUUCGGGAAGUACCUUAAUGAAUACAACGGCUCCUACGUGCCGCCAGGCUGGAAGGAAUGGGUCGGCCUCCUCAAAAACUCCCGCUUUUAUAACUACACGCUGUGUCGGAAUGGAGUGAAGGAGAAACACGGCUUUGACUACUCCAAGGACUACCUGACGGACCUGAUCACCAACGACAGCGUGAGCUUCUUCCGCACGUCCAAGAAGAUGUACCCGCACAGGCCUGUGCUCAUGGUCAUCAGCCACGCAGCCCCCCACGGUCCUGAGGACUCAGCCCCCCAGUACUCAAGCCUCUUUCCUAAUGCAUCUCAGCACAUCACCCCAAGCUACAACUACGCGCCCAACCCCGACAAGCACUGGAUCAUGCGUUACACGGGGCCCAUGAAACCCAUCCACAUGCAGUUCACCAACAUGCUGCAGCGGAAGCGCCUGCAGACCCUCCUGUCGGUGGACGACUCCAUGGAGACGAUUUACAACAUGCUGGUGGAGACGGGCGAGCUGGACAACACCUACAUCGUAUAUACGGCCGACCACGGCUACCACAUCGGCCAGUUCGGACUGGUGAAAGGGAAGUCGAUGCCCUAUGAGUUCGACAUCAGAGUCCCGUUCUAUGUGAGGGGCCCCAACGUGGAGGCCGGCUCCCUGAAUCCCCACAUCGUCCUCAACAUCGACCUGGCCCCCACCAUCCUGGACAUCGCUGGGCUGGACAUCCCCUCGGAUAUGGACGGGAAAUCCAUCCUCAAGCUACUGGACACGGAGCGGCCAGCGAAUCGGUUUCACUUGAAAAAGAAGCUGAGGGUCUGGCGGGACUCCUUCCUGGUAGAGAGAGGCAAACUGCUGCACAAGAGGGAUGGCGACAAGGUGGAUGCCCAGGAGGAGAACUUCCUGCCCAAGUACCAGCGCGUCAAAGACCUGUGUCAGCGCGCCGAGUACCAGACAGCGUGCGAGCAGCUGGGGCAGAAGUGGCAGUGCGUGGAGGACGCGUCGGGGAAGCUGAAGCUGCACAAGUGCAAGGGCCCUGCGCGGCCCGGGGGCAGGGCCCUCUCCAACCUGGUGCCCAAGUACUAUGUGCCGGGCGGCGAGGGCUGCAUCUGCGACAGCGGGGACAGCCAGCUCACCCUGGCCGGACACCGGAAGAAGCUCUUCAAGAAGAAGUACAAGGCCAGCUACGCCCGGAAUCGCUCCAUCCGCUCGGUGGCCGUCAGGGGUUACCACAUCAGCCCGGACGACACAUCCCGGCCCCGCAACCUCACUAAGCGGCACUGGCCAGGAGCCCCUGAGGACCAAGACGACAGGGACGGCGGGGACUUCAGUGGUACUGGGGGCCUCCCGGACUACUCAGCCCCUAACCCCAUUAAAGUCACACAUCGGUGCUACAUCCUGGAGAAUGGCACGGUCCGGUGCGACCUGGACCUGUACAAGUCCCUGCAGGCCUGGAAGGACCACAAGCUGCACAUUGACCAUGAGAUCGAGACCCUGCAGAACAAAAUCAAGAACCUAAGGGAAGUCCGAGGUCACCUGAAGAAAAAGCGGCCAGAAGAAUGUGACUGUCACAAAAUCAGUUACCACUCCCAGCACAAAGGCCGUCUCAAGCACAAAGGCUCCAGCCUGCAUCCUUUCAGGAAGGGUCUGCAAGAGAAGGACAAGGUGUGGCUGCUACGGGAACAGAAGCGCAAGAAGAAACUCCGCAAGUUGCUCAAGCGCCUGCAGAACAACGACACGUGCAGCAUGCCCGGCCUCACGUGCUUCACCCACGACAACCAGCACUGGCAGACGGCGCCCCUCUGGACGUUGGGGCCUUUCUGCGCCUGCACCAGCGCCAACAACAACACGUACUGGUGCAUGAGGACCAUCAACGAAACCCACAAUUUCCUCUUCUGUGAAUUCGCAACCGGCUUCCUGGAGUACUUCGAUCUCAACACAGACCCCUACCAGUUGAUGAACGCAGUGAACACCCUGGACAGAGACGUCCUCAAUCAGCUACACGUGCAGCUCAUGGAGCUGAGGAGCUGCAAGGGUUACAAGCAGUGUAACCCCCGGACCCGGAACAUGGACCUGGGACUGAAAGAUGGAGGAAGCUAUGAGCAAUACAGGCAGUUUCAGCGUCGAAAGUGGCCAGAAAUGAAGAGACCUUCUUCCAAAUCACUGGGACAGCUGUGGGAAGGCUGGGAAGGUUAAGAAGCACGAGCUGGACCUCCAAAACCAGAGGCAUCACCUGUACAAUGAAAAACCCUGAAUGAUUUCCAGCAGACCUGUGCUGUUAGCCAGGAGGCCGAGACACACAGAACCCGCCUUCAGUCAAUGCGGCAGAUUCUGGACGAGAACCAACGGGAGCAGUGAGACUUCUGGAAGUCCAUGCUUGUCCCUGCUUUUGCUUUGGAUUAUACCUCACCGGCUGCACAAAAUGCAUUUUCGUAUCAAGAAGUCACCACUAACCCUUUCUGAGGGGCUCACAAGGGAAGAAGAACAGAGCGAUUUUCUUGGAAAUUUCCCCCAAGGGUGAAAGUCACUGGAAUUUUCUAAAAACCACAGGGAAAGAACCACCCUGUUUUAAAGCCUCUUAUUCUUUUGGUUCAUCACAAAGAAGGAGCAGGACAGAGGGAGGAAAUGGUGCACCAAGUUUGACAAUGAGUCAGCAGCACAAAAGACAUGCAUUUCUAUCUUGCCCUAUAACCCUGGCUGCCUCUGAAGACAAUGACUUCAAUGUAUAUAUAUGUGACUAUUUACAUUGUAACCAGCUCGGAAACUUCUAGGGGAAUCUAAUAAGAAAACCCAGUUUUCAAGAGUGGUGGUGUUAAUAAAUGGUGUGGCCCGUGUAAAAGAAAACCCCGUGCAGUUGUGGACAUUCCUCUUCCUGACCAGAUGCCAUUUCUCCCAGGAUUCCUUCGUUAUCUGUCCCAGAACUGAUGUUUUUUAAAGUCCUGCAAAGACAGGAAGUUGAUGU